This is a messenger RNA of Trichoderma citrinoviride, 1872 nucleotides long. RefSeq lists its product as hypothetical. The transcript is spliced from 2 exons. The record is from RefSeq and is a predicted model, not a curated record. Bases 1 to 1872 code for a protein of 623 amino acids. Lineage: Eukaryota; Fungi; Ascomycota; Sordariomycetes; Hypocreales; Hypocreaceae.
AUGGCUUCGCGGUCUGGAUCCGGCUCUGGCUUUGCUGUCGGCCUCGAAAGGACGCAGCAGUACGCUGCUUGGAAUCUUCCGUCGCCGACCUCGGCGGCAUCACGACAAGAGGCAUCUCGACCAUCGGCGCCUUCGUCCUCGUCACCACUUCCGUUGCUGCUGUCGUUGCCGCCGCCGCCGUCCUUCCGCCGCUCAACACCGCCGCCUGCGCUGUCUGCUUCGUCGUUGUUCGCAGCGUCCGUGUCGGCGGCGUCUGCUCAGAACCCAGCGCCCGGCCUCACCACGCCGCAACAACAGCAGCACCAGCACCAGCACCAGCACCAGCAAUACGCUCCUCACUCUUCGACAUUCCAAUCUUCUCCUCGACCGUCCGCAUCUGCUCCUCCCUCCGCCAGUUCUGCCGCGUCCGCCUCUUCUGCGGCUGUCGCUGCCUCAUCGCCCUUAUUAAUCCCAUCUCCCGCCACCGCCCGCCCGAUUCUGCCGCCGCUGCUCCAGAUUUCGCCACUUAGCCAGUAUCCCACUCCGCGACAGCAGCGCCACUCAGUUUUCCCUCCUUCAACACCGGCUGCAGCCUCGGCUCCAGCCUCAGCCUCAGCCUCUCCCUCGCAUCCCGGCUCCGACAGCAUCACCGGCGCCAGUCAAUUCGGCCUCUCCACGCUGCAGCCCGAUCCCUUCUUGCCGCUCAACUCGCCCUUCGACCGCCCUCAGACCGUCUUCGGGCCGCAGACGACCAACUCGUGGUCCACCUACGCCAGCCAGCUCAGCCAGUCCGACGGAUGGCCGCAGGAUGACGCUGCCGCCAGCAACACCCUUUUCUCUGCCCGAUCCCGUGCUCUCAACGCCCUGGACCGUCUCCUGAGCGAGACCUCGUAUGCGCCAGUCACUUCACAGCAGCCGCCGCUCCAGUCACCGUCGCAGCUGCCACAGUCCCCGUUCAGUCGCUUCCUUGCAUCGUCUCCAGCCUUAGCCUCAGCCUCGAGCUCGACAAGCGCGUUUCUCACAGCGCUCUCGCCCUUGACUGCCGCUGCUACACCCGCGACUGCGGCGCCUUCAGCACACCUGCAGCCUCAAAACAACGCCACGAGACCCAGUCGGAUUAGCUCUGCUGCUAAUACAGCCUUGUCCCCAACCGUGCCGCCAAUCUCGGAACAAGAUUUCUCUCCGCUCAACAAUUUUGGCGACUUCCCUUUUCACAGCGACAACAGUGAUCUUGACCAAAUCUUCUACGACCUCGACGGCUUCGCAGGCUUCCAACUGCCCUUUUCCAACACUCCCGGCGUUUCUGUUCCAUCCACGUUUGACACCAUGCCAGCGACGUCUGGACGGCUGCGCGGCCGAGUUCCUCCGGAAACUCAUGGCUCGUCGGCUGCUGCACAACCCUCACGCAAACGGCGGAGGAUCUCGCCUUCCGCAGCACCACCCACGUCCGCGCAACCACAGAGCACUCUGAUAGAAGACGACGACGAUGUCGACAGCUUGUUCGGCUCCAGCCCUUCGAGGCCUGCCUCGGCCAAUUCCAAAGUCGAAGAGUACACUACGAUAGAUUUGACGGAAGCCACCGACGUCCCCGAGGAGCUCAAGAAGCCCGAGGUGGACAAGAGAGUCAAGCUGUCUGCGUUCCAAUGCGUUAUAUGUAUGGACGACGUGACGGGACUGACUCUCACACAUUGUGGUCAUCUCUUUUGUGCCCAAUGCCUCCACUCCUCGCUGAGCAUGGAAACCACCAGAGGCAAAUGCCCCAUGUGCAGAACCAAGAUUGACAUGAAGCCGCGCGCGACAUACACCACAAAGACGAAGGGCUAUUGGCCGCUGGAGCUCAAGCUGAUGACGAGAACGCGGCAAGGCAAGCGGAAAGCCCAAGAUAUCGACUGA